This is a messenger RNA of Argentina anserina (silverweed cinquefoil), 2075 nucleotides long. Its product is annotated as triacylglycerol lipase OBL1-like. The record is from RefSeq and is a predicted model, not a curated record. Bases 232 to 1884 code for a protein of 550 amino acids. Gene Ontology annotation, molecular function: triacylglycerol lipase activity. Lineage: Eukaryota; Viridiplantae; Streptophyta; Magnoliopsida; Rosales; Rosaceae. The transcript has 5 exons. Gene Ontology annotation, biological process: lipid metabolic process.
ACAUGCAUAUCCAAAAACCCAAAAUGGACACAAGAACAAGCAAAGCGCUCUGCAAAUUGCCACAGAACCUCACAUCUUGCAGCUUCCUUUUCUCCCCACGUAGCACCCAUACCCCCUUCGUUUGCUUUUCAUCUCCAAAUCAACCUUACAAUAGAUACUCGGAUCCAUUCAAUCACUUCCUUCAAUAUUCUCAAACAUAUAAUCUAAAAACCCUGAGAGUGCGCCAUUCCAAUGGCUACCGAGUUCCAACACAACCAAAGCAGUAACGGACACGACCAUCAAAACGGUGAUCACGACAUCGACGGUGAUGAUCAGUUCGGGUACCUGAUCGUUCGGCCGGAGAAGGGUGGCUUCUGGGACCUGGCCAAGUACACAGUGUUGGGGGACAUAAGGAGUGGGGUUCGGUUUCUGGAGGGCUCCGAUGAGCAGGUGUUGGGCGGCGUUGCGGAGGGGCAGAGAUGGGUGAUAGUGGUUUCUAUCAUUGUUCGGAAGAUUAUAGCUCUUUUUGGGAAGCCUAUGGAGUGGACUGGCUACGUGGUCGACUUCAUCCUCAACCUCCUCUCUCUCAAUGGAAACCUUCUUGGCUUACUUUCCAAUGUUGUUCAUGGGACGGUGAUGGUGCCGGAGAGGGGGACGGAGACUUUCAUUAGUACAAUUGGUCAAUUAGAUGGGAGGAUAAAUCUGUACAGAGGUGAAACUUUAGCAGAAGAUAUUGUUGGUUCUGUUUAUUCUGAAGAAAUAAGCAUGAAAUCAGAACUAGGGAACAGGGCUCUUAUGGACCUCUGUAUCAUGGCUUCCAAGUUAGCAUACGAGAAUGCCAAAGUCAUACGAGAAAUCAUCGUCGAUCAUUGGAAGAUGCAUUUUGUGGAAUUCUAUGAUUGCUGGAAUGAUUUCCAGAAGCAGAUGUCCACCCAAGUGUUCAUACUUUGUGACAAACCUAAAGAUGCAAAUCUCAUUUUGGUAAGUUUCCGGGGGACAGAACCUUUUGAUGCUGAUGAUUGGAGUACUGAUUUUGAUUACUCUUGGUAUGAAAUUCCACAAUUGGGUAAAGUACAUAUGGGAUUCUUGGAAGCCAUAGGCUUGGGCAACAGAACCAAUGCUGCAACCUUCUACGAUCAAAUUCUAGUUUACAAUCAACUUCAAGAGAAACAGAAGCUCACCCCUCAAAAAGCUUUUGUGGUUAGCGGAAGGCCUUCAGAAGGUAUUGCAGCACUAUCCUCCAAUGGCUUGGAGAGAGUUCCACCAGAUAUGGUAGAGAAGAGCGCAUACUAUGCUGUAAGAAAAAAGCUUAAGAGCUUAUUAAAGGAGCACAAAAAUGCAAAAUUUGUUGUUACAGGGCAUAGUCUAGGCGGGGCGCUUGCGAUCUUGUUCCCUUGCGUGCUGGUGUUACAUGAGGAGAUGGAGUUGAUGGAUAAGUUGUUGGGUGUAUAUACAUUUGGACAGCCAAGGAUAGGGAAUAGGCAGCUGGGGAGGUACAUGGAAGCCCACCUGAAUAAUCCGGUCCAGAAGUACUUCAGGGUUGUCUACUCCAACGAUCUUGUUCCCAGGUUGCCUUAUGAUAACAGAACCUUCCUGUUUAAACAUUUCGGGGUCUGCCUUUACUACGACAGCCUAUACAAUGAACACGUAACUACGGAGGAGCCAAACAGAAAUUUCCUUGGACUGAUUUUUCUGAUACCAUCGUGCCUGACUGCGGCUUGGGAGCUAUUAAGAAGUUUGACAAUGGGGUACACAUAUGGACCAGAGUACAAAGAAGGUUGGUUUUCCAUUCUGCUACGGAUCAUAGGACUUGUUCUUCCUGGUAUCUCUGCACAUUCCCCUACAAAUUAUGUAAACUCGGUGAGGCUUGGAAAGGAACGACGGCUUGACCAAAGUUAUCAGUAGAUUGGUAGUAGAAAGUUAAAUGUAUAGCGAAGGAGGCUUCGUAGUGUGAUCAGAACGUAAUGAUGGUAGUAGUACUUUAUCAUCUUGUUUUAGACGAAGGUGAUAUGAAAGUACGAUGUGCAAAUAAAACGAAAAUAAUUUAGAACACUGAGGACUUAAUGUCUUUAAUGAGUCAUGAAAACUUCAUAGCC